AUGCGACGGCGUGAGAAAGCGCGCCUUGCAUCCAGGAGCUUCGAGGCAUGCGAUGCGCAGUUGUUAGUAUUGGUCCAGAUGAGUAUGCUUGGUCGAAUCGUUAAACGAACGCCGCUUGCGGCAUGCCCCGCCGACGAGCCCGUGCCUGGGGCCAGUCGAGGCGUGCAGCCGCUAGACAUCGGAGGGGGAAUUCACGCGCGAGGGUGGUCGACAAGCGACGCGGUGCCGUCUGCCUCGGAGGGGGCAAGCACGUCCGGCGAGGCAGCACGCCCCGCGGCGGCGCACCCUCGGCGCCUCCACUCCUCGCCCCGACGCGCGGCGGCGGGCUCGCAACAGACGGCCCGCUGCGACAGGGGGGCGAAGGUUCCCGCCCGCGGGCGCGCCCCUCGCCAGAAGGGCGCGGCGCGCCCGGCCAGCCUCCUCCUCCUCCUCCUCCUCCUCCUCCUCCUCCUCCUCCUCCUCCUGUGA
Messenger RNA from Prorocentrum cordatum, 468 nucleotides. Lineage: Eukaryota; Dinophyceae; Prorocentrales; Prorocentraceae. The record is from the annotation of a GenBank genome assembly.